Messenger RNA from Drosophila gunungcola (fruit fly), 525 nucleotides. Its product is annotated as MICOS complex subunit Mic10. The transcript is spliced from 2 exons. Bases 133 to 357 code for a protein of 74 amino acids. Gene Ontology annotation, cellular component: MICOS complex; mitochondrion; mitochondrial inner membrane. Lineage: Eukaryota; Metazoa; Arthropoda; Insecta; Diptera; Drosophilidae. The record is from RefSeq and is a predicted model, not a curated record.
AUUUGAUACAAAAACCGAUUUUGAAUAGCGUAAUUAGCGAAAUAGAAAAAUGUAAUCGUAGUGUCCCCUGACAUAUCUGUUAUUGUCAAGUUGACUGUUCGCUUAGCGUUAGCCCUUUCGAUUUGAGUGGAUAUGUCGACGUCUCCCGAAGAUCGGUUGCGUGAGAGCCUCAACCGCUGUCUGUCCGACUCGCUGGUGAAGGGAUUCGGAGGUCUGGUGAUCGGGGGCGUGGUCACGGUGCUCUUCUUCCGGAGGCGCAUCUUUCCCGUCUGGCUGGGCACCGGAUUUGGCAUGGGCAUGGCUUACCGGGGCUGUGAGAAGGAGCUCAACGAUGUGAAGUACGCCCACCGGAAGUGAUCUCUGGACAGGCGGACACUGAAUUUUACUUAUGCUUACUACGAUUGAUUAAAUGGCUUGUGUUUACUUAGAAUGUGGAACGACACGAGGAAGUGAACUCGAUGAAAAAUACAAAAUACAAAAAACUCGUAUGCUGGCUUUAAAAAUCAUCAAAAUAAACACGAAUUA